GCAACUGGCAAACUGGCAUGCGAAGUGUCUUUGUAAAUUACGUGCAUUUGUAUUAAAAUCAAAAAUGUUUUUUUAUUUUCAUUAGCUUGUGCAUUGUGAAAUUGAAGUAAAAUCUAAUAAUGUAUUAAUACGUUGGACUAAUGAUAUUACAAAAAAGGGAGUAGGCUCAGAGAAAACGUUUUUUACAGAAAUGUUAUUUUUCUGUGGACAAAAUCCCCGAUCCUCAAAAUGUGUUUCAAAAUUGGCACAAUAAUAUUUUGCACAUUUUUCGUAUUAGUGUCUUCUACGCACAUAAAGGGAGAGUUUUCGACAAAUGAGUUUUUCAAGUUCCUAGUGAAAUUUGGGUUUCAGAAGACAGAUAUUCAUUAUCAAAAGGAAACAUAUGGAUAUAUCUUUGGGAACAUUACCGCGAAUGUGACGUUCAAGUAUCCUAUAACAUUCGCUGUUUUAGACAGAGGCCACUUUUUACACUAUUAUAAGAGCCGAGAUAUUGUUGAUAAGGAGUUAGCAUGUCAGGUUAUGUUUCAAAACCUGAAUGGAACUGCUUACCAUCCCAAAUGUAACGCCUACGGUCAAGAUCUAUUUAGAAGAAUACCAUGUCCCAAAGGUGAAUUGUGUGUUGAUGAAGACACACCUUGGAAUGUGAUAAAAAAGAACCAGUUUACAUAUGUUAUCCAAAACUCUGGACAACCAAGGUUCUGGUAUGUAUCAAUGGUAUCAUGUUACCUUGAUGAAGUUACUUGUACAUGGCAUCACUACACUGGAGCACCCUCAUCGGACAACAAAACCCUAACUAAUAUACCACAGAUUAUAAACUAUGAUUUCUGGCUGGUCAAUGGAAGUCCAAAUUUAUCAUUUUACAAUACACUCCUGUACCAGUUCUCAUUUGACAGGCAGAACACCUUAGAGUUGUAUCUAGUGUUCUGGCUAUGCUAUAUUAUCUUACUACCAGUCCAGAUAUAUGCAGUCAGGACUCAGAAGCACCCUGUGACUAAGUUGUUCACAUUCAGUCUUGUUCUGGAGUUCAUUGCCUUAUGCUUCAAUGUGCUGCAUACUGUGAAGUUUGCUGUGGAUGGUGUGGGGUUCGCUGGGUUGGCUGCAGCUGGAGAUGUCUUAGAUAUCAUGAGCAGAACACUUUUCAUGUUGCUCCUACUUUUGUUGGCAAAAGGUUGGGCAGUGACUAGGCUGGAGCUCACAUACAAACCUCUGGUCUUUGGAGUAUGGCUGGCUUACGGAAUAGUACAUAUUCUGCUUUACGUGUGGAAUACCGAAAAGUUUGUGUGUGUGUGA
Messenger RNA from Spodoptera litura, 1290 nucleotides. RefSeq names its product transmembrane protein 145. The record is from RefSeq and is a predicted model, not a curated record. Lineage: Eukaryota; Metazoa; Arthropoda; Insecta; Lepidoptera; Noctuidae. Gene Ontology annotation, biological process: G protein-coupled receptor signaling pathway; response to pheromone.